Messenger RNA from Seminavis robusta, 1984 nucleotides. The record is from the annotation of a GenBank genome assembly. Lineage: Eukaryota; Bacillariophyta; Bacillariophyceae; Naviculales; Naviculaceae.
CGUUCACGAGUCAAGUCAAGUCAUUACAUCCAACCAGUGAGGGUCAUGUGACUGUCACAACUGCAACACCAGAUGCUCAUCCAUGUACAUGUAUGUCUCAUCCACAACAAAGUCGCGGGAGCUGCCACCAAGCAACACGAGACUACGAGUAGAGUACCGUAUCCAAGAGGCUUCUGGAGACGCUCACGAACACACACCCAGCAAACAAAAAUACACCACGCUUCGCUUCCCACAGCCACUCGUUCUCAUUCAUUACUUACUUACUUCACCUUAUCAAUCAAUUGAGUUGGCUAGCUAGUAGCGAGUUGCAGGUAUCAGUAGUUAUCCAUUAUUCAGGCAAGAGAAGAGAAGAGAAGACCAGGACUACCGCCAAGACAACUCACCAAUCCACAUCCAUUUAUCUUAUUAAUUGACUAUUGAUUUACCAACCAUGGUAAAGUCAUCCUUUGAAAUUGUGGGUCCCGAGGACAACCAAGAUGAAUACUGGGAUGGGGAUUUCCAGGAUGACGACAAUGCUGAAGACGAAGAAGCCUUUGAUGGACGACCGCAACCUGCCAAUGGCUUGAAUGGACAUCACACCAACGGCGACAACGGUCUGAAUGGCCAUCACACCAAAAAGAAGCAUAUGAAAAAGAUGAAAGUCUCCACGCAACGAGAUUACAGUGGCUCGUCUCUACAGGAAUUGCUGUAUCUGCCACCUCGGGCACGAGGCAUCUGCUGUUUGGGUAUGAUUGGAUUUGGACUCAUUCUCAUUUUCAUUGCCUUGAUUGUACCCAAGAGUGAACUGGGAUUGGCCGGUCACAACAACGACGAUAACAAUAGCAACAAUCAAGAAUCCACUUGUCAGGUACACACCACACAGGAAACAUUCUCCGAAUGGAUGCACAAUAUUCGAAUCACCAAUUCCACAGAGUUGUGUCAAAAAGAGAUCGCCUCAUCGGACUGCAAAUGCCACAAUCCAUUCAAAGUCGCGCAAUCCGAUCAGAAGGGGUGGCACAAAAUCUUCGAAUCCAAUCUCCAAGCACUCAACGAAACAACACUAAAAGAAGCAUCUCUGGAUCUUGUACUCUACGGGGAUUCCAUCAUUGAACGAAUGAAUGGAAGAGUUUUUGGUAAACCAAAAGACGAUCUACAGGAUCAAUUCUCCGUCACCAAAGAAUACUUUACCAAAGAGGGAGGAGGCAAAAUCAACGCGCUGCCACUCGGAAUUGCCGGAGAACAAAUUCAUGCCCUCAUGUACCGGCUCAAGAAUGGAGAAAUGCCCGAUACACUCAAACCCGGUGCCUGGUGGCUCAUGAUUGGAACCAACGAUGUCGUCCAGGCAAACUGCAAUGUGGAUGCCGUCGUCGCGGGCAUUGUCACUGUGGCAGAAGAAAUUCUCAGACGAGAUGAAAUCAAUCGACAAUACGAUGCGUCCCAUGUGGUCAUCAAUUCACUCUUUCCACGCGUCAAACUCGACAAGGAUCCACUCUGGAAAACCAUUCAACAAAUCAAUAGUCGACUCGAAUGUUACGCCGAAACCACCAAAGGCAUGGAAUUCUUUAAUGCCACGGAACUCUUCCUGGACAGUGCCACCAACAAAGUCAAUGCCAAUAUAUUCCUGGAGGAUGGGAUCCAUCUGACGGCACACGGGACGCGUCUGUGGGAAGAAGCCAUUGUCGAAAAAUCACUCUACCUGAUUGCACACAAUUCGUAGUGCAGUGGUCGUACGAACAGACAAUAGCCGCCAAGGUUCAAGCAUCGGUCAACGCUCAGAUAAAGGGGAGAGAGAAAAGAAAACUUGCUUCGAUGGCAGGAAUUCAAUCACUCAUGCACGAGUUCCGGGCCCCACCGAGAUUUGCAUCACCUGACAACGCACCAGCAGCUCUCGGUUUCGCACACCCACAAACAAAACAAGAAUGAAAAACACAUGACAAAAGUAACGGGGAUAGAAGAUGAUACUGUAUCUUUAAAGACUUCAAGCACGCCUUUGAUAAUACUGUUU